This is a messenger RNA of Cynara cardunculus var. scolymus (artichoke), 1539 nucleotides long. Its product is annotated as probable flavin-containing monooxygenase 1. The transcript has 5 exons. Lineage: Eukaryota; Viridiplantae; Streptophyta; Magnoliopsida; Asterales; Asteraceae. Gene Ontology annotation, molecular function: NADP binding; N,N-dimethylaniline monooxygenase activity; flavin adenine dinucleotide binding. The record is from RefSeq and is a predicted model, not a curated record. Bases 1 to 1539 code for a protein of 512 amino acids.
AUGGCCGUCAUCUUCUCCAAGAUCGGUAUUAUCGGAGGUGGCAUAAGUGGAUUAGCCGCAGCCAAACAGCUAUCAAACCACAACCCCAUCGUGUUUGAAGCCACUGACUCCAUUGGUGGUGUUUGGAAGCACUGCUCCGUCAGGACAACCAAACUUCAGACACCUCGUCAUGACUACCAAUUCUCUGAUUACCCUUGGCCACACACACAACAAGAUGAUCACACUUUCCCAUCUUAUAUGGAGAUACUCGAUUAUCUUCACUCUUAUGCCAAUCACUUUGAUUUGUUCAAGUUCAUAAGCUUCAAUUCAAAGGUCACUGAAAUCCGCUUCCUGGGUGACCAAGAAACCAUGGCUUACGAAAGUUUGAUGUCUGGAAAACCCAUAUGGGAAGUUGCUGUUCAUAAUACCAACUCUCACACCAUUCAGCGGUAUGCAUUUGAGUUUAUAGUGGUGUGUAGUGGGAAAUAUGGAGAUAUACCAAUAAUACCAAAGUUUCCAAUGAAGAAAGGCCCAGAAGUGUUUAAAGGGAAGGUGAUGCAUUCUCAAGACUACAGCAAACUUAACACCCAAGAAUCCCUUCAACUUCUCAAAGGAAAGAAGGUGGUGGUGGUGGGUUACAAAAAAUCUGCCAUUGAUCUUGCUGUUGAAUGUGCUGAAGCUAAUCAAGGUGAAGAAGGAAAAGCGUGCACAAUGGUGGUGAGGACUUCGCAUUGGACUGUUCCACAUUAUUCGGUCUGGGGUUUGCCAUUCUACUUAUUCUACUCCACCAGAUUUUCUCAGUUCUUCCAUCAAAGACCCAACCAAAGCCUCCUCAGGGACCUUCUCUGCCACCUUUUCUCCCCACUCAGGAAGGCUGCAUCCAAGAUCAUUGAGUCUUACCUGGUGUGGAAGCUUCCACUCGUCAAGUACGGACUCAAACCAGAUCACCCUUUUGAGGAAGAUUAUGCAUCUUGCCAAAUGGCCAUCUUGCCUGACAAAUUCUUUCCUGAAGCCGAAAAGGGCAACAUAAAUUUCAAAAGGGCAUCAAACUGGUGGUUUUGGGAGGGCGGUGUUGAAUUCCAAGAUAAUACCAAGUUGGAUGCCGAUGUGGUGCUUCUUGCCACCGGUUAUGAUGGCAAAAAGAAGCUCAAACUUAUGUUACCCGAACCCUUUCGAAGUUUCUUACAAUUUCCCUCUGGCAUGCUGCCUUUGUACAGGGGAACAAUCCAUCCCUUAAUUCCAAACAUGGCUUUCAUCGGUUAUGUGGAAAGUGUCUCCAACCUUCAAACUUCAGAGAUCCGGUGCAAGUGGUUAUCGAGGCUGGUUGAUGAUAAGUUUAAGCUACCUUGCACAGAGAAGAUGCUGGAACAGAUAACCACAGAGAUGGAGAUAAUGAAGAAGUCCACAAGAUUUUACAAGAGGAGUUGCAUAUCUACAUAUAGCAUCAAUCACAACGAUGAGAUAUGUAAGGAGAUGGGAUGGAGUUCUUGGAGGAAGAAGACCUGGUUUGCAGAAGCGUUUAGCCCUUACAACAGUCAAGACUAUGAGGAAGACAUUUGA